AUGAAUAGUAAUAAUAAUAAUGAAAUAAUAGUAAACAAAAAUGAUAAAGAAGAAUUAUCUUUAUCUACAACAACAACAAAUAUAUCAUUUUCUAGAAGAGAUUUAGAUAAUCAACAACAAUUGGGAAGUCAUAAUAAUCCCAAUAUAACGAUACUUGAAGAGGAACAAUAUGUAGAUGCAAUGUCAAAGAUUAUACAAAGAGACUUUUACCCAGACCUACCUCAUUUAAAACAACAAUUGGAAUGGAUGGAUGCACUCGAAUCAAAUGAUACAACUAGACUUCGAACCAUUCAAAUGGAAGGAAUCAAGAGAGCAACUACAGAUUAUCAAAGAAGAAAUUUACAAGCUACACCUCAAUCAUUUGAUACUCCUAGAAAUGAAAGAGAUAGAGAAAGAGAAGGAAUGGUUGAUUGUGUACAGCAAGAAGAAGAGAUAUCAUUACCAAUAGACAUUACAAAAGAUUAUGGGUUGGAUGAAUUUGUAGCAAAUUUUAGUAGUCAAGAUGAUCAAUCCUACAUGAAACUACAAGACAUUCAAAAGCAACGAGAUAAAAAUAGAGCAUCGUAUCGAUGGAACAAUGAAAAAAAGAAUCAACAAAAUCAACUAUUAUUAACAAACGAUAAACCAAAUCAACCUCAAACUUGGUCCUAUACAAUUAAAAAUCAAUUAAUGUUUAUACCAGAUAGUAAUAAUAACAGUAAUAAUAGUAUAUUACCAAAAAAAGAAAUUGUACAUUCAAAUACAAAAAUAACAAUUGUAGAUAAAGAUUUGGAUGAACAAGAAAUGAUGAAUCAGCAUAAUCAGCCGACACCAAUGAUGGAAUUAUUAUCAACACCUUCAAUUAUACCUGGGAUUAGUGGUAGUGGUGAAUCAUCACCAAUGAUGACAUGGGGAAAGAUUGAUGGUACACCACAAAUAUUACAACCUCAAACUCCUAUUCCAUCUUCAUUAAGAGACAAUGAUGAUGGAGAGUAUAAUAGUAAAGUACCAGCUUUUAAAAUACCACAAACACCAAAAAGAGAAAAAUUAGCAAAUCAAUUAUUACUUCAAACUCAAAAAUCAAAACAACGUACAAUUAAUAGUAAUAAUAGUUCACCAUUGAGUAAAUCAAAUCUACUUGGUGGAAAUAGUCCAAUUUAUAAUCCAAUAUUUAAAAAAAACAACACUCUUCAAAAAUCACCAUUAUCAAACAACAAAUCAUUUCAAUCAUUAUCACCAGCCGCUAAACAUUUAUUAUCUAUACGUUCAUCUCCAAUGAGAAAACCAAUAAUAAAUCAAAAUAAUAAAAAAUAA
Molecule: messenger RNA, 1293 nt
Organism: Cavenderia fasciculata
Lineage: Eukaryota; Evosea; Eumycetozoa; Acytosteliales; Cavenderiaceae
Product: DiGeorge syndrome critical region 14-like protein
Exons: 1
Coding region: 1-1293 (430 amino acids)
Cellular component (GO): catalytic step 2 spliceosome
Source: RefSeq, a predicted model, not a curated record